CGGAAGUCCGCCCUCUUUUGUUCUUGUGCACUGCACGCUGUCUUCUAAGACCCGUCAAGCCUGCCGCAGGCCGGAUUGGAACGAAUUGGAAUUUUCUCCAUUUGUAUCCCGGCAAACCAAUGACACGACACCACACGAGCACCAAUUGCUGACUUGGUGUCGGUGGCGAGAGAAUGGAGAAGUCAAGUUUACCAUAAAUAGCAAGCGGUGACACCCAGCCAACGUCGAUGAAGGUGAUCUUUUCGUUCAAGAUUAGUUUUCAAUUGUGAUUUACCAUUGGGGCUAUUGAUGAACUAUCCGCAUUUUUUUUUCUAAGAUGUUUAAUAAUAGUCAUCAGAAGUAUUAUCAAAUCGACCUGACGUAGCCAAGAUGUGCAUGUGCAGCAUUAGCUACACCGAAAUGUCUACGUGGGAAGGCACAUUUGGAGGCACGACACUUAUUUCCAGGUCCACCAAGUGAAGCAGGGCGCUAAACUCUGGAAAAGUUGGCCAAGCUUGCCGAACAAUAACUCUGGCGUCUGACAAAAACUUGAAAUCAACGCAUUGAAGCAGACCCCAAUUUACUUCCGGAAGUGGCAAACCUGAACAACGAGUGUUACGGAACCAAUAUCAUCAUUUUGUCGACUUGGAAAACGCACAAGGGUGUCGAGAAUACAAUUACGGAGCUGCACGUUACGUUUUGUAUGACUACUGGCAAUUAAUGUGUUCUCUUUUUUUUAAAGCUCAGACUACUUUCAGAAACCAUUUUGGACGAGAAGCGGAGUCUUUUUCCAGUUUCACCGAUCUGCAAAAAGUUCCUGUAGGAAACAUGACAGCUGUGGUAGGACGAGCAUGGAGGUGGGUGCGCUCGUGGGGUAGCAGUCCCCCGUCAGACAAAACUGACGUCUGGAAGCUAAGUACUGCCGCCGCGAGAGAAGACCAAAAGUCUCCAGGAGAGGACGAGUACUGGGAAGCUCAGGAGAAGCUCCAACCUGGGGAAAUUGAAGAUCUACGUGCAGGGAAGCAAGAAAUGGAGACAACUGUUGAACAUGUUCCGAGAUGGUGGAAUAAAUAUCUCCCGACAUCCUUUCUACCCUGGGCAAGGAAAACACAGCCAAGUAGACUCUCGAAAAAAACCCGUCACAUCAAGAGUGGCGAUGGGGACAUUGACGGGGACUUUUCAGACUACGGAACACCUCCUCCUUCCCCGACGCCACGUUCCCAGAUCGCGUCCCCCUUUCGUCUCUUUGUGCACAGCCUGAAUGUGGAAUUGUUUCCGGAGCACUAUGAGAUCUGCUUCAACUUCCUCCGCCACCUGUUUGACCUGUUCGUGGUGGGAUUCCUGUGGAUUGUGUCGCCUCCCGUCAAGCUGAUCUUGGAAAUGUUGGGGAUUCAGGGACCGCUGCGGCUUUGGCUCCACGGCAUGGCCAUGUUUUUGGUGUCCACGGUGGGAAUGGCCGGACUGCUUUGGGUGAUCCAGGAGCAUCUCCCAGAGUUUGCUUUCAUCUACGGCGUUGUGCAAGCAUUAGUGAUCUCCGUCAGCCUGAAGAAGAGUGUCCUCCUUGGAUUGGACGAAGAAAAAACAGAAACGGAGGAGGAGAGCGGGCAAUCCGAAGACAAGAAAGAAACGCUUGAUGCAAGGGACAAAAUGAAGACAAGCUAAGCUUCUUGGUGGUGAUUGGUUGGUGGUUGAACAUCAACGGAGCCAGAAGAGUGGAUUUUCUCGCACCACUCUCAAGCUGUUUGGCGUAAAAUUGUUAUUGCACAUUUAUUACAGACUUGCACACAUCUUAUUCAAGUUACUCAAUGGAUCCCGUCAUCUACCACUUUGGGAGACUUUUGCAUGUUCUUGAAAUGCCCCUUCAGCCAAAGAUUUGUGAGAUUCUUUGUUGCAGUUUUGGCUCUUUUGUGUCUGCUUUCAUUUGUGUAUACUUUUUCAUGUGUAGCAAUGAGCCUGUGUGUCUCCUUUGGCUGUAUUUUCAAAAAUUACAGCAGGUUCUGUCCAAAAAAAAAAAAAAAAAGGAGAUUAACAAAUAUAAUGCACAGAGGGCACCGAAGUAAGAGCCACUAUACCAGCACAUGGAGACAGCGUUUUCUGCAGGCUGUUCUUUUUUUUUUUUUUUUUUAAAAGCCAUGACUUGCAAAGCCAGCCAGGAAACAAAUAUAUGCUCAACACAGCAUCAUAUCAGGCAGCAACAGAUCCCAUGUAUCAAUUCAAAAGCUGAGGUUUGUCAACUUUAUUUUUAUUUUUUUAAACUUCAGUGGAACCCCCAAAGUCAUCAAUGUAUUCUGUUCAGUCUCGCUUGUUGACUUCCAGGUUGUUCUCAAUUGAAACCACAAGUUCCCAUAGGAAGGUAAAGUGAAUUUGGUCAUUUCAGGCUCAAAGUGUUACUCAUAAAAGCUUGCAUUGGCAGUGUUAAUGUGACUAAAUGCCAAAAUAGUGUAAAAACUAUUUAAACCAUGCAUAACUAAAUAAAACUGAAAUAAAGUAAAACUACUCAGCCUUUGGAAAUGUGUGUCACCAACCAUUUGCUGAAAAACUCACCUUCUAAGAUGCCACAAAUUGGCGCCAAAGCCCUGUCGAAAUCGGAAAGGAGUACAGCAAUUGGUCCAGGGACAUUGAAGUGAUACUUUGUAUGUAGGGGAGGAGCUAAGUUGAGCCUGGGUUGUUCGUGGAAGCUCCGAAGAGUCUUGGCUGUGUGUGUGCAGGUACGCAUGCACUUCGGGUGCAUUUUCAAAGCUGUAAAGUUAUUUGUUUUUUAACGGUAAUUUUGUAAGCUUAGUUUGAAAUUGAAUAAACUGAUUUGGCACCCUACUUCAAUAUAAAUAUCAGCAAUUCUAAACAUUUCGAGGUGGGGGCUUCAAUUAGUUUUCCCCUAUUCGCGGCAGGCAAAUAUUGGGGCAUAACUAUAGUGCUAUAAUAUCACAUUUAGUGGUGUUUUAUUGAUAUUGCCGGAGUUAGGAGUUGUAUGCCAUUCAAAAAAAAUAUAUAUAUAUAUGGAUAAAGCAAAAGUCUUAAGAUGCUCAAUGGGCAAAAAAUGCUGGCUCCAAAUUAUUCCACCUUUAUGGCGCUCGACUUCCGAGGUUCCGCUGUAGUUUUAUCUACAUUGAGCCCCUCAUUAUGACACGAAACCGCCUCUUUUGGAAUGUUUGAGUUAUGUAAUCAGGUUGACUGCGUCACCACCCUUAUGUUUGGUGUCUGUUACUGUGGUUACAGAGCUCCACUUUUCAUUGUAUCUGUUCAAAUAACAUUUAUUUGGAUUGUUCUGUUCAGCUACUCAUUAAAAAAAAAAAAGGGAAUGCAGUAGAUUUAUAUAGAGGGGUUUGGUUUUACUACACAUCCUUUAUAUGUCAAUUAGUGCUCUUAUUAAUUGUGCAUUGUUUAAUAAGUGCAUGCCGACAGACAUCCUGAACACGAGACUGACGCUCAAUGCUUAGCAAUCCUCUGAUUGAAGCCAUCACUGUCCUUUGCCGUGACUUAACAAUAUUCCAUCCUUCUGACAUAAUUUGCUCAAUCGAAUGCAAUAUAAAACAAGUUCACAACAUGCAUGUUUUUAUCUUAUAAAUUGCAUCUGCCAACGAUGAUCUUCAGUAAUGGUGGUAUCACAGUUAUGUGAUGGUUUGGUCUUUAAAAAAAAAAAAUGGCAGGUUUUGAAUUACAUCCAAGACAAGAGUUAUAAAGUUACACUCGAAAACAGUUGAUGCGCUGUAAGAAAAGUAUUCAUUUAACGUUUUAUUGCGAUGUUUAUCUUGUGUAGACGAAUUGAAAGAGGCCAAAAAAAUACACGUUUGACGACCGCAAAGUUGAUCAUCUCAGGAUGACGCAAACUCCCAACAGCCAUAGGCAUGUUGUUAAAUGAAUACGUCUCCGACAUAGCUGGUAGGUAAGUUUAUAUCCCGUGCCAUAAAACCAGCAGAGCUUGUACAUAAAAACCUCGAUACUAUAUUGCAGGAUCCUGUGCCGUGAUUGUUCUCAUUAUAUGCUUGAAAACAGCUAAUUUGGAGAUAUCUCACAAUUCAAUACAUUUUAUUGUUGUGGCACAACACAUAGAAUCCCCCCCCCCCUCCCUUAUUUUCCUUUUCUCCUAUAUUCAUAUAUAAUUCGAAAAAUGACAGGUUGCCUUUUAUCAAGUUAAAAUGGGUGCGCUAACUGAUUGGUGUUACCAGCCCAGCCCCUUCAAACUUCCAUGUUCAAAUAAUUAUGCAUAUUGAGUUCAUGUUCAGUAAACAUUUAGAAAUUCUGUUAUUCUGGCAAAGCUUUUGCAUAUGUUGUUUCUCCUGUCCUUCUAUAUCACUCAUAUCAAUCUUAGUCAAGUAAGAAAAUGACUUAAGUUUGAUCAAUUGCAUGGACUGUUUAGGACAACGGACAAAAACAGCAUAUGCUUAAUAAUUGAAUGCCCAUUGGUUCAAUGAGACGGGUUUUUGUUUUCCAACAUGUACUUGGAAGUGGACACAUUGCAGUUAUGAUGCUGAUGCGAUGUAUCUUAACAGUGUACUGUUACUGAAUAAAAUGGAUGGAAUUUCUUUUA
Molecule: messenger RNA, 4507 nt
Organism: Phyllopteryx taeniolatus (common seadragon)
Lineage: Eukaryota; Metazoa; Chordata; Actinopteri; Syngnathiformes; Syngnathidae
Gene: c21h6orf47
Product: chromosome 21 C6orf47 homolog
Exons: 2
Coding region: 700-1641 (313 amino acids)
Source: RefSeq, a predicted model, not a curated record